AUGGCGCGAACAGGGGGAAGGGGCUGCUACGUAAGAUAUAUAGAGAGAAAGAGAGCUACGAGGGCUAGGGCUGAAGCUAGAGCAAGAGAGGAUAGGAUAAGCAACUUACCCGAUUCAUUGAUAUCUCAGAUACUCUCUCAUCUUCCGACAAAGGAUACUGUUAGGACUAGUGCUCUGUCCAAGAGGUGGAAAGGUGCGUGGCUUUUGAUUCCCGGGUUGGAUUUGGCUUCUUCUGAGUUCCCAGAUUACAGUGCCUUUGUGAGUGUCGUGGACAGGCUCCUAGGUUUCUGUAGGGAAGAGAAGUUAUGCAUGCACAAGCUCAAGCUUAAAAUUUGGAAACGUAAGAGAGAUCCGCCCUGUGUCACGCGGUGGAUAGAAUUUGUGGUUAGGGGUAAACUUGAGCAUCUUGAUGUCGAAUGUCUUAAGAGAAGCAAGUAUUUAGAGGUGAUGCCCUUAAGCCUUUAUAUGUGUGACACACUUGUAUACCUAAGACUCUCUCGGGUAUCGUUGAGGGAGUUGGAGUCCGUGUCUUUGCCUCGUCUCAAGACUAUGGGCUUAGAACACAAUGUAUAUGCCAAUGAUGCGAGUCUGGAGUCACUUAUCUCUUCCUGCCCAGUUCUUGAAGAUUUGAACCUUGUUAGAAUGGUAACAGAUAACGUCAAGGUUGUACGAGUUUACUCUCAGACGUUAACCAGUCUUGAUAUAGACUAUGAUAAUGACUAUGUUUACGGUUGUGUAAGAAAAGGCUCUGGGGUUUUGAUUGAUGCCCCGAGACUCAAGUAUUUGAAAUGGCAAGAUGAUCGAUCGGAGACUAAAAUCUUAACCAAUUCGGAUUCCUUAGCCAAGGUUGAUCUUGCGUAUGUCUUUAAUUUUGUGGAUGGUGCUGCUGACUUACCAAAGCGAAACAUGGUCCGUAACUUUUUUACCAGUAUUUCGAGAGUCACGGAUAUGACCAUCUCUAGCAAUACUGCCGAGGGAUCUGAUCUUGAUCCUUCGGAGGAGGAAGAUCCUUUGGAGGAGGAGGAGGAUCCGUCGGAGGAGCAAGUGCAAAUAAGACUCUCAUCUGUACCUCAGUGUUUGCUGUCAUCACUCGAGCUUGUAGAGAUGAAACACUUCAACGGAGAGCCUGAUGAAAUGGAAGUAGCAAGAGCUCGACCUAGAGAGGAGGCUAGGAUAAGCAAAUUACCCGACGCUUUGAUAUCUCAGAUACUCUCGUAUCUUCCGUCAAAGGAAGCUGUUAGGACCAGUUCUCUGUCCAAGAGGUGGAAAAGUCUCUGGCUUUUGAUUCCCGUGUUGGAUUUGGCCUCUUCUCAGUUCCCAGAUUACAACGCCUUUGUGAGUUUUGUCGACAGGCUCCUAGCUUUCUGCAGGGAAGAGAAGUCAUGCUUGCACAAGCUCAAGCUCGUUAUUCAGAAAGAUGUGAAUGAUCCUCCCUGUGUCACUCGCUGGAUAGACUUUGUGGUUAGGGGUAAACUCGAGCAUCUUGAUGUUGGGUGUCUUGUGAAUCGUGGAGGUGUUGCCUGUAAGCCUUUACGUAUGCGACACACUGGUACAUCUGAGAAUCCAUCGUGUAUCGUUGAGUGA
Microthlaspi erraticum is the source of this 1584-nucleotide messenger RNA. NCBI's taxonomy places the organism in Eukaryota, Viridiplantae, Streptophyta, Magnoliopsida, Brassicales, Brassicaceae. The record is from the annotation of a GenBank genome assembly.